GUCACAUCUGCGAGGAUGGCACGCUGAGCAUCCAGACUCAAUCGUACUGGCACACUCUACUUAAGCGAUUUGUGUAAGACUCUGUACCACCUCGUUGGUCCCCAUGGAACCGAAAGACCAGGGAUAUAAAGUUCGAAAUACAAAGCAUCCCUCUACGUUGCUUCCCAGGGGCUCUCAAAUCUUCAUAGUCGAAGGGAAUGAAUUUUUGGUACCCAGAGCCCUUCUUGCUCACAUCAGCGAAGUCUUCAGGGGUAUAGACUCUACUGAGGACUCCGAUGAACCCAUCAUGCUGGAUGAUAGCGCCGAAGCAUUCCGUGAUUUUGUGGAUGUUUUGUUCGACCCUUUCACUUCUUGUCUGGUUCAAGAAAACCCCGACCUAAGGCAACUUCUUCACGUAUUGCAGGUCGCGCACAAAUAUUGUGCCAAUGACAUUGAGGAACGUGCCCGCAAAAUUGUUUCAAGGAUGACGCAAGACAUGAUCCGUCUUCACUUGGGACCAAAUCUUUCUGCUCUUGAUGUCUUUCGUAUCGCGAGCAAGGCUUGCUGCCCGGCUAUUGCAGAGGACGCUUGGGAUAUCGUGCUGGAAUCUUACAAGAAACACAAAGUCGACAGCAAAUCGCUCCUCGAUGAGGGAUUACAUUCGGGAUUCGAAAAGUUUCUGCUUUCUGCCUAUUAUAAUAUCAUGAUUCAGGGACCCACACAUUGGGAGAAGGAUACAGCUCUAACAUCCGAUGUGAAAAACACACUUGCUUUUGGAACCCUAAGGUGCAUGGGAGACUGGGAGGCUUUAAUGGCGCGACUCGCUUCGGGAAAACUGGAUAUACCCCUUCCCACGAACGUCGAGCCAGAACGGGAGUCCGUCUCGAUCUCACCUUCACCGUUCUGCGACUACCACUUCACUGGCGGGUAUUACUCCGAGAUCGCCUUCAUAGCACAGGUUUAUUCCUACUACGGAGUUUCGCCGUACGACGUGGUGGGAAAGUUGCAUGCCUGUAUGCGGAUACCUACCGGCCCUGCAAGGGUGGGGCGUGGCCCCAGGCCCCAGUGUCAACUUUGUUGGGCCGUCGUGCUUCAUCAUGUCAAAAGGACUUUUGCGCAUGUGAAUUCACGAAUCCCUGUGCAUUUUGGCCUCACAGGCAUCAAGUCGGCCUCUGACGUGCCCCUGUAAUCAUAUUAGCACCUGCCUCAUAAUAUCUCACCCUCCACGGAGGCCAUUUUCUUGUGUGCUAGCGUGUUCUCUCUGUUUAGUUAUGUCCUGGAAUGCUCCCGGACCGUUGAACGAUGCCAGGAAAAUCCAAGUUGACUCAUUUCCCUUUUCUGUUUUCUGAACGACAACGCCCGGAGCCCAUUACAGUCUCCAAUUCUCCCUGUUCCCGACAUCCAAGUUACCACACCAGGCGAU
Cantharellus anzutake is the source of this 1402-nucleotide messenger RNA. RefSeq lists its product as uncharacterized. The transcript has 4 exons. The coding region runs from base 104 to 1168 and encodes 354 amino acids. NCBI's taxonomy places the organism in Eukaryota, Fungi, Basidiomycota, Agaricomycetes, Cantharellales, Hydnaceae. The record is from RefSeq and is a predicted model, not a curated record.